UGAAUUAUUACACUCUUGAUUCAUUUUCUGUUGUAUUUUUAAUGCGAACUGCUAUAGUAAUUAGGGUUUGAGUUGUAUGAUAUUAGUUCUGCUGCUUUUAGAUAUAUUCAAGGGAUUAGAUUGGGGUUUUUAGUUCAGUUUUUGUUGGCUCUGUCCAUUCUUUUAUGAAUCGGUGGUUGACAGACAUUUGUUGCUUUUAUUGGAAUUGCUUUAGAACAUUGAUUGAAUAGGUUUCUGGAGUGGAGAACGAUCAUCCAGCCAUAGAAGAAGUUCGCCGAAGAAGCUGAGAAUUGAACCUCUUAAACCUUACAACCAAUCCACAGAGGAUCAAAAAUCACCACCCGUAACCUAUCAAUGGACCCAAACAUGGCCUUGGAUUUGGUGAAGCAGGGCGCUACCCUUCUUCUUCUCGAUGUUCCUCAAUACACUCUCAUUGGUAUAGAUACCCAGAUGUUCUCAUCGGGUCCUAACUUUAAUGGUGUGAAGAUGAUUCCGCCUGGAGUACACUUUGUCUACUACAGCUCGUCUGAUAAGGGAGGCAGCCAGUUUUCUGCCAUUGUUGGUUUCUUCAUUGAUGCGAGCCCUUCACAGGUGAUUGUUCGAAAAUGGGAGCAAAAGGAAGAGAGGUUUGUCAAGUUGUCAGAAGAGGAGGAAGGGAGAUACUCUGAUGCAGUUAGAAGGUUAGAAUUUGAUAAGAAGCUUGGACCAUACACCUUGAGUCAAUAUGGGGCUUGGAAGAAUUUAUCCAACUAUAUUACGAAAGACACUAUUGAGCGCAUUGAACCUAUUGGAGGAGAAAUCACAAUUGCCUGUGAACCUGACAUGGUAGGAAGAUCCUCUAAGACAAUAAUGGAAGAAAAGAUGUCUGAGCAGUUAACAAAUAACAGGUUUGCAACAUCUGAGGAGAAGUCCAAAAGAAGGGGUUGUUAUUAUACUACAAUUCCUCGGGUUGUCAAAUACAAGGGCAUGUCUGGCCAGGAGCUCACUAAUUUGAAUGUUGACAAGACACAGCUAUUGGAAAGCAUAUUGAUGAAAGAAUAUGGUGGCGAUGAAAAUGCACUUCUUGCAGAAUUACAGUUUGCGUUCAUAGCAUUUCUGAUGGGUCAAUCACUUGAGGCUUUUCUUCAGUGGAAGCUUUUGUUGACUUUGUUGUUUGGCUGCACAGAAGCUCCUCUUCGCACCAGGAGCCGGCUAUUCACAAAGUUUGUUAGGAUCGUGUUUUACCAGUUAAAAUAUGGAUUUAAAAAGGAUGAAAAUGACAUUGGUGCAAUGCGUGAAGGAGUGCCAGCUUUGUUGGAUGAAUCUUGGCUAUCUUCUGAUAGCUUUCUGCAUCACCUUUGCAAGGAAUUUUUUUCGGUGGUGCUAGAAGCUCCGGUUGUCGAUGGAGAUCUUCUCUCAUGGACAAGAAAAUUGAAAUCACUAGUGGAGGACACUUUAGGAUGGGCAUUCAGGCCGAAGAGCAGCAGCACAGGUGAUGGAAUUUACUUUGAUGAAGAUGAUGAGUAUGCCCCGGUGGUAGAGUUUACAAACGAUACAGACGAAUACAUGGUUGGAUGAAUUGAACUCAACAUGUGGCUGUGUGAAUUCUCCAGGCAGGCAGGCAGGCAAUACAAAGAACACACAUAUACAGAUUUCAGAUUGAUCCAAAUCUUGACCACAAAUAUCACAUUAUCACUCACUGUAAGUAUAGCUCUGCAUAGCAAUAAGUUGUUCUACUUUCAAUUUCGUAGACCGACUGACUGACUGACUGACUGACUGACGUACUUAUGCAUUGUGUGCAAGUGCUACAACAAAACUACAUUUUGUAUAUUAGACAUGUUCGAUACAAAACUGAAAUUUGCCCGAGUUUUUUUUUCUGUCACGUCCUGCUAAGAAUCUAUUCAUUUUUUCUUUCUU
Molecule: messenger RNA, 1896 nt
Organism: Andrographis paniculata
Lineage: Eukaryota; Viridiplantae; Streptophyta; Magnoliopsida; Lamiales; Acanthaceae
Exons: 14
Coding region: 355-1557 (400 amino acids)
Biological process (GO): spliceosomal tri-snRNP complex assembly
Source: RefSeq, a predicted model, not a curated record